AUGUCGUUGAGCACAGUCGGCUUCUGGGCUCUUGAAUACGAUAAGCGAUGGAUCUGCAAGAUGAUCAUCCAGCCCACUGGCAUCCACAAGGCUGAAAGGGCGAAAUUCGGGGUACAGAGUUAA
This is a messenger RNA of Alternaria arborescens, 123 nucleotides long. RefSeq lists its product as hypothetical. The transcript has a single exon. The coding region runs from base 1 to 123 and encodes 40 amino acids. Lineage: Eukaryota; Fungi; Ascomycota; Dothideomycetes; Pleosporales; Pleosporaceae. The record is from RefSeq and is a predicted model, not a curated record.